ACACUGCCAAAGUUCCGUUUGUUAUUGUUAGUGUGAAUGCCAAACAAAUUUUCUUAGCGCACCUUGACUUUCCCGCAGAAAAAUAACAGUCGCUUUUUGCGUUCCGAUGCCCAACCAGCCCGAAAUGACUUCGAGUUGUUGCCGGUUGUGUCUGCUCAACGGUUCCGAUCUCCUCCCGGUUCGGAAACUUACAGUCAACCCAAAUGGAACCGACGCCCGCCGAAAUUCUGUAACGCCGGCUCUGUCUCAACUCAUCAUUUCUUAUUUGGCGAUUGAGCCUGUAAUUGAUAGCACAAAAGUGACGAACAUCUGCUGCGACUGUCGGAACAUGAUCGCCAAGUGGCACUGGUUUCGUGAGUCCUGCCUCCAGAAUGAUGCUGUCUUCCGAAGAAUGGCCCAAGAUUCGGGAAGGGAUGACGCAGCGGGGCAGAUUGAUUUGUACUACGAAGUAGAGGUGAAAAAGGAAGAGGAGCUCGAUAUUUGCGAGGAUUUCGGAGAGAAUCUGUUGGCGGAUCAGUUGAAUCCUUCUUCAAAAAGCGUCUCAUCCAAUGAAAAGGAAGGAGAGUCAACCGCUAGGAAAAAGGUUAGACGGCCUCGAAUGCAGAAGGGCGAAAGGAGGAUGCAACCGUGCCCACGAUGUGGUAAAGUAGUUAAGAACAUGGCCCGGCACUUGAGAAUGCACAACAUAGUUCGGCGAUGCUUCCAGUGUCCACAUUGUGCGAUUAGUUUCUACACAAAAGGAAAUUUGAAAAAACACAUAAACAUUCACACACUAGAAGUUAAACACACCUGCCAGGUUUGCGACAGAAUUUUCGCGCGAGAUGAUACCCUUAAACGCCACGUCAAGCUCAUGCACCUGGAAAAGCCACCCUUCAAGUGCCCGGACUGUGCUGAAGUGUUCCGUUACAGGGUCGGUUUAGCAAGACACCAAAAGUCCCACAAAAAGGCAUAUCGUGAGUCAAGUGUCAGUGAACGCGAGAAGAUUCUUGCCGAUUAAAGGGAUUUCUUUUAUAGUUCCUCGAAAUCACAAACGACCAAAGAAGUUCACAAUACUCAAGAGGUUAUCUUUGCGUGACGAACUUCACGAAAUCCGUCGGUUUGAAUUAUGUUCACAAAUAUAGAAUCUAUUAAGCAA
Messenger RNA from Culex quinquefasciatus (southern house mosquito), 1135 nucleotides. Its product is annotated as histone-lysine N-methyltransferase MECOM. The transcript is spliced from 3 exons. The record is from RefSeq and is a predicted model, not a curated record. Gene Ontology annotation, molecular function: zinc ion binding. Gene Ontology annotation, cellular component: nucleus. The coding region runs from base 107 to 997 and encodes 296 amino acids. Lineage: Eukaryota; Metazoa; Arthropoda; Insecta; Diptera; Culicidae.